This is a messenger RNA of Rotaria sordida, 1190 nucleotides long. NCBI's taxonomy places the organism in Eukaryota, Metazoa, Rotifera, Eurotatoria, Philodinida, Philodinidae. The record is from the annotation of a GenBank genome assembly.
ACGAUGUUGAAUCAUUACAACAAUUUGAAGUUGUUUCAAGGACAUAUGAUACUAAAUCGACAAUACCGAAUGAAAAAACAGAGGAGAAAAAUAAUGAAAUAUCAUUUGUGAAUAUAGAAACCAAACCGAAAUUAUCAGAAGUAGUAGAAUCAGAAUUAUCACUACCAUCAUCAUCAUCAUCAUCAUCAUCUACAAAUGAACUAACGAGAUUACAUGAAGAUGAUGUGUGUGAUGAUCGAACGCCAUUGUUAACAUCGGAACUUGCAUCAACUAUUAAGGAUUCAUCGAACCAUACGACUCGUAAAUAUUCUUUCAAUGCUCUCUUACCACUCGUACGUCCUUCAAACUCACAUCCGCUUUGUUCUUCAUUGACGUCUACGAAUGCCGACGGCGGUAAUAGUAGUAACGGCAACGGUGUCGAUGUAAAACCUCGUCAUCGAGCCUCGCUUUCAUCGGCACUACGUCGAAGUUCAUUUGCUAAACAACCAACUACAUUUUGUUCAACUAUUGAUUCAACAAAUACGACACGAUCAAUUUCAUCAUCUACACAUCCAAUUGAAUCCGACACUAGUGAUCAAACAUCAUUAUUAUCAAAUAAAUCAAAUUCUUUAAAUAAUCAACAACAUAAAAAAUCUUUAAAUAGAACAUCUAUAGAAACAACAUCAUAUCAAAAAGAUUUCAUGCAAAAAAUUGAACGUUUUCGAUUCAUUGAUGAUAGUGCUUCAAGUACAACAACAGUAACAUCACCUGUUGAAAGUAUUGAACAUGUAAAUACUCGUCAAACAACAUGUAAUCAUUUAAUAACAAGUACUAUUGAACAAAUUGAUGAUUUUGUUCGAAAAAAAUAUGAUAUUAAUGAUAAUAAUGAUGAUGAUGAUGUUAAUUCAUUAAUUAAUUGUAUUAAUUCAAAUACAUUAACAAAUGGUUCUUAUUCAGAUUUAAAUAUUCUUAAUAAUACAUCAUCAACAAAAACAAUUCUACGUCCACAAACAUUUAAGCCGGUGAAUAAUAAAUCUUUUCAACUAAUGAAAGUAAGUCUAAAUUAUAUUUGUAAUUAUCUUUCUAAGACAUUUUUUUGCAUUUUUCUCUUUUCUUUUGCUUUUUCUAUUAUUAUAUACAAACUAUUCAUUUUUGUAUAUUUAUCUAAGCAUAGUUGUAAAUAAAGAGACGAAGAAGAAAAACAAAAAAAA